AUGAAGCAAGAAAGGUACGAUAUCCAUUGCGAUAGUCAGAGCGCAUUGGAUUUGAGUAAGAAUGCAAUGUAUCAUUCUCGCACGAAGCACAUUGAUGUCAGAUAUCAUUGGCUGAGUCAAGUAGUGGAAGAACAACAGUUCAAGUUGGAAAAGAUUCACACUGAUGAAAAUCCUGCUGACAUGAUGACGAAAGUUGUAACAGGAGGAAAGCUUCAACUUAUUGCCGAGUUGAUCGGCAUAGUUAAUAUUCCUCCUGAAUCAUUCUUUGACAAUGAGGAUGGGAGAUACUUGAGUGGGAUAGUUACUUCUGCGAGUCUCUUUGGAUUUGCUGCCGAUGAUAUCGAGGUCAAGGUCUAUAGUGUUGGGGGCACAAUGUUUGAUGGCAUUAUUGUAGGAUACGAUGCACACUACAAUCUGGCUAUAAUUAACAUUAUUUCUGAUGGGCAAAUGCCUGCUGCGACAUUGCGGCACUUAGAUGAUGCAGUCUCAGUACAUCCUGCGUUGGCUCAAUCUAGUCGGGACAAGUUACUGCAGCGUCCUCAUUCAAGGGAUUUUAGGAUUUGUGCAGGAGACAUGGUGGUCGCUUUGGGUCGUAAUUGCAAAAAUUUUGAUCUCAUGGCUGCCCCAGGCAAAUUUAGGUAA
Striga hermonthica is the source of this 642-nucleotide messenger RNA. NCBI's taxonomy places the organism in Eukaryota, Viridiplantae, Streptophyta, Magnoliopsida, Lamiales, Orobanchaceae. The record is from the annotation of a GenBank genome assembly.